Neoarthrinium moseri is the source of this 2979-nucleotide messenger RNA. RefSeq lists its product as uncharacterized. Gene Ontology annotation, cellular component: autophagosome; phagophore assembly site. Bases 1 to 2979 code for a protein of 992 amino acids. The transcript is spliced from 4 exons. Gene Ontology annotation, biological process: autophagy of mitochondrion; protein localization to phagophore assembly site. The record is from RefSeq and is a predicted model, not a curated record. NCBI's taxonomy places the organism in Eukaryota, Fungi, Ascomycota, Sordariomycetes, Amphisphaeriales, Apiosporaceae.
AUGACUUCACACUGGCACGCGAGCCUGCCCCUGGAAGCUAAACCGCCCAUCUUGGAGGUAACUGGCGACGCCGCCCAGCCUCGCAACUCGGCGAACCACGGAGCUCCUCCACGAUGCGAUGCGAUCGAGUCGAAUGAACCCGUCUUUGCCCAGAAUCCUCUCGCCGCAGAAUACCUGACUCCCCGUGGAGCCGCCAUGGCUGGGAACCUGUUCUCCCGCUUCGUUCCCGCCAAGGACGAGCGGCCCUACUACGAGCAGCUUGGAGACGACCACGACGUCGACAUCGAGAACCGCGCCGGCCUUGCCCUUGACGAAGAGAACUUGGCCCACCAUUUCCACGACGACGACCUACACCAUGCAGACCAUCUUACCAUCGAUGAUAGCCGAGUAUCCGUCGGCACUGUUGCUACCCCAGCCGGUGGUGCUCGCCGAGGCCCACCACGUCCUGGCAGGCAAGAUCCGGCCGCGCGAUGGCUAGCAGGAGACGACGACGGCGACAACGAAGUCCCAGCCUCGCUCCUGGUCGAGCCGGGCGCACAUGCUCCCGCCGUGCAGCAAUCCGAUCCCCAAAGGCCUGGGCCCCAGUCUGUCAGGCACUCUACUAUACCAGGACCAUCCUCGAGAGGGACACAGGUGCAGUGGGAAACUGCGCAGGCUCAACAAAGACUACAUCACGAUGAAGACGACUUCGGUGCCGUACCCGACGGUUCGCGGCCCACUGCCCCGGCGAGGAGGCUGGGGCUCAAGAGUCAUCCCAAGGAGAAGGCCAUGUUCAGAUGGGCUAAUGUCUCCAAUCUGGACGCCUUCACUAAUGAGGUCUAUGACUACUAUCUCGGCGCAGGCCUCUGGUGCAUCCUCCUCGACAGGUUUCUCCACAUCAUAAAGGUGGUUUUCAUGGCCACGAUGCUGACCUUGCUGACCCAGUGCAUCGACUUCACAAUCAUCAGGGAUAGCAAGAGCCUGUCGCAGAUCAUGAUCCCCAAGUGCACCAAGAACAUGUGGGGGAUAUGGAACUUGGGGCUGUGGUUGUGCAGCUUCUAUGUCAUAUGGAAGAUAAUCCAGUAUACGCUCGACUUGCCGAGGCUGAUGCACAUCCGCGACUUCUACAUCUACCUGCUGGAGAUACCCGAGGACGACAUGCAGACUGUCUCCUGGCAGGACGUCGUGUCGCGCAUCACUGGCCUGAGGGACCAGAACGUCAAGACCGCCAGCAACAUCACCCCUUCCCAGCGGCGCUUUCUGUCUAAGCAGCUGGGCCGCCACAUGGUCGGCCAAGCCAAGGAGAGGCUUGAUGCCCAUGACAUUGCCAACAGACUGAUGAGGCGCGAGAACUUCAUCAUCGCCCUCUUCAACAAGGACAUCCUUGACUUGACCGCCCCGAUCCCGUUCCUGCGGAACAGACAGUUCAUCUCGCGCUCUCUGCUGUGGACGCUCCAGUUCAGCAUCUUGGAUCUUGUAUUUAAUGAGAACAACCAAGUCCGCCUACAAGUGCUCAAAUCAGACCACCGCGGGGCGUUGAGCCGGGAUCUGAGGAAGCGAUUUGCAUUCGCAGCAGUUAUGAACCUGAUAUCAGCCCCUUUUGUCGCGGGGUUCCUGCUGAUUGAUUUCCUCUUUACCUACUACAAUGAGUUCAAAACCAACACCUCGGCAGCCGGCACGCGGCAGUACACCCCGCUGGCAGAAUGGAAAUUCAGGGAGUUCAAUGAGCUUCCCCAUCUCUUCAGAGAACGUUUGAACAUGUCUUAUCCGUUUUCCAAACAUUAUGUCGAUCAAUUCCCGAAAAUGAAGACAGAGUCCGCUGCCCGCGCAGUGAGGUUCAUCACGGGCGCCAUCAUCGCUGUCCUAGCUAUUGUCGGUUUCUCAGACCCCGAAAUGUUUGUCGACUUUGAGAUUUUCCCAGGCAUGAAUGCGCUCGCUUUCCUGGCGGUUUGCACAACUACCUGGGCUGUGGCCCAUGGCCAGCUAUCGGAAGAAAACGACGUGUUCGAUCCUGAAUAUGCACUGCGGAACGUUAUCGAGUACACGCACUAUGAGCCUGAUCAAUGGAAGGACCGUCUUCACAGCUACGAAGUUAAAGCUGAGUUUGAUGCGCUCUAUAAAAUCAAGAUUGUCAUCUUCUUGGAGGAGAUCUUGGGCAUCCUGUUGACACCUUUGAUCCUGUUCUUCAGCCUGCCCAAGUGCGCCGAUUUAAUCAUCGACUUCUUUCGUGAGUUUACGAUCCACGUGGACGGUCUUGGCUACGUCUGCUCCUUUGCUGUCUUUGAUUUCCAGAAGGAUCCCCGGAACACGAGACAGCAGGGUAACCCGAGCGACGCACGCGAGGACUAUUACGCGACCAAGCAUAACAAGAUGGCAGCGUCCAUGCAUGGUUUCCUGGAUAAUUACGUCUACAACCCCAGGACGGGUCUGCCCGGUAGCCAUCCACUAGGUCCAGCAGGGCGUUAUUCGUUCCACCCACCACCUGCUUUCCCAGGUCUGAACUCGCCCACCCUUGUUGCAGACAUGAGGGCAUCUCGAAUGGGUCGAAGCGAGAGGCCGCGAAGCCGGGCACCCCCCACACAACAAGCCGGCAAGACACCCAGAUUUGGGCCUGUCAUGCCACAGCCGUCACCUAUGGCGUCUAUGCUCCUCGAUCCUCACCACCAGCCUUCAGCAUCCGUGGUGGCAGCGAGAGGAAAUCACCGAGUCCGGCAGUUGCGGGCUCCGUACCUCGGCGACGGCGGCAUCACCGAAGAGUCCAUGGAGGAGCCGGGCCCGGCGGCAAGCAUGCUGCAGCGGCAGCACACGACAUACACCGACGAGGACGUUGAGGAGAGUGUAGCGCGUCUGGGGGAGUCCACAUGGGAAGGGUCGCCCAGGAAGGGACUCAGUCGUCAGAACAGCGGCGCGCCAGACAGCGAGGACGGGCCGGGCGUCGUCAAGAUGAUGCAACAGUUCCAGCAGAUCGCGAUGAACAACAGGACGGGAGGUGUUCUGUAG